GGCCCGCCGAAGAUAGAGAGGGGAGUCGGUAACUCGGGAACAAUAAUUCAAUUUGAUUGACCCGAGUGGUUUUAGUGCAUCUUGUGCAAUUCUUCUUUGCGACAACUUUCUUCCGUCCCAACGGCGGAUUCGUAUGCUUACUGGUGCCUUGACUGCUUUGUCUGAUUGUAGAUCUGGACGGCAUAUAAAUACCACUCUCGAAGACCAAAAUUUCCUAUUGCAACCGAUCAAUAUCCGGACAACAAUUGGCUGGACUUAGGGAAUACCUCGAGAGCAUAAAGCACGCUCGAUCGCUCUCCUAGGAGUAACCCAGGCAUCGUCGAUUGACCCACCUGAUUCUAUCAGAACAGCAGCAAUCAUGUCUAACAAGGUCACAAAUCUUCUCGCGACGGCUUUCCGCCUCGAACACCCACCCACUCACCACAAUCCAAACGCUGCCCAAACCACAGAACAGACCCCUCUCCUCGCUGCCUCGUCCGAAAACCCACUCACCCAAGCCGAUUCCGAGACUUUGGAUAUCAAUAAAAUCGGAAGCACUGCUGCGACAGAGGAAGAACAGCAAGCAGAUGUAGAAGACGAAGAUGAAGAUAAACCUUUACCCAUUGGGCAGAUCAUACUGCUUUGCUAUGCGAGAUUGGUGGAGCCUAUUGCUUUCUUCUCCAUCUUUCCAUUCAUCAAUCAGAUGAUUUUGGAAGUUGGAGGGGUCAAGGAGGAGGAUGUUGGGUUUUAUAGUGGGUUGAUUGAAUCUCUCUUUUCCCUCACGCAGAUGAUUUUCAUGAUCUCCUGGGGUCGUGCUUCGGAUCGAUAUGGUCGCAAGCCUGUUCUUGUGUAUUCUGUCAUUGGUGUGUCUAUCAUGACUUGCUUGUUCGGUUUCAGCAAGAGUGUAUGGCAGAUGAUCCUUUUCCGCUGUAUGGCUGGAGUCUUCUCCGGCACCAUUGUCACCGUCAGAACUAUGCUCUCUGAGAACUCGACGCUCAAAACACAAGCUAGAGCAUUCAGCUUGUUCGCGUUUGCCGGCAAUGUGGGAAUCUUCUUGGGCCCUGUCAUUGGUGGUGCUCUAUCCACUCCUGCAAGGCAAUAUCCUAGAGUGUUCGGAGGCAUCUGGUUCUUCGAGAAAUACCCUUACGCCCUUCCGAACAUUGUAGCCAGUCUCUUCGGCUUCAGCGCCGCCGUAAUUUCGUCCAUUUACCUGAAAGAGACGCUCGCAUCUCAGAAAGACAAUGGCAACAAACCCACCGAACCUCCCAUGUCAACAUGGAAACUCCUCCACCAACCCGGUGUGGCAUUUACUCUUUUCCUCUGGUGUUUCGUCUCCCUCCAAGGCCUCGCCAACACCGCCGUCGUCCCCGUUUUCUGGUUCACUUCCAUCCCCCUCGGCGGCUACGGCUUCUCCCCCAUCCAAAUCUCUCUCUUCCUCGGCCUCGGAGGAAUCUCCCAAGCCCUCUGGUUACUAUUCGUCUUUCCCCCAUCUCAACGCCGUUGGGGCACCGGAGGCGUCCUCAGAUAUUGCAGCUACAUUUUCCCCGUCGGCUGUAUCGCGAAUCCCAUAUUGCAGUAUCUGGUGCGCAAACACAUCAUCACGCAUUCUUGGAUUUUGGGUGUGCUGCCUUGUGUCAUGGUGCUUGGAUCCUCGGGUUCUAUGGCGUUCACUUGUAUUCAGUUGGCUAUCAACAAUAUCUCGCCUUCCCCUGCUGUGUUGGGGACGAUGAAUGCGUUGGCUUUGGCUAUGGUUGCUGGUAUCCGCGCGGUAGCCCCGGGGUUGUUUGCCAGUCUUUUCGCUACGGGAGUCAAAGGGCAGAUUUUGGGGGGAUAUCUGGUCUGGGUUGUCAUGGUGGGGAUGACGGGGAUUUUGUUUGUGGCGGUGAGGUUUUUGCCUGAGAAGGCUGAGGGAAGAAUUAAGAGGGUUGAUGGGGAGGGAGAGGCUUGAGAGGAGGCAGGGAAAGUUCUGCUGUAGAUGGUUGGGUUGGUAAAAAAUUCGCAUUGAGAUGAAGUUUAGACAAAGAUGUAUUAUUAUAGAAGAAUUGCAUCGGAACCUGAUCUCUCCC
Molecule: messenger RNA, 2045 nt
Organism: Aureobasidium pullulans EXF-150
Lineage: Eukaryota; Fungi; Ascomycota; Dothideomycetes; Dothideales; Saccotheciaceae
Product: MFS general substrate transporter
Exons: 5
Coding region: 359-1927 (522 amino acids)
Biological process (GO): transmembrane transport
Molecular function (GO): transmembrane transporter activity
Source: RefSeq, a predicted model, not a curated record